This is a messenger RNA of Papaver somniferum (opium poppy), 2228 nucleotides long. RefSeq names its product clathrin interactor EPSIN 1-like. Gene Ontology annotation, molecular function: phospholipid binding; clathrin binding. The coding region runs from base 182 to 1921 and encodes 579 amino acids. Gene Ontology annotation, biological process: endocytosis. The record is from RefSeq and is a predicted model, not a curated record. Gene Ontology annotation, cellular component: clathrin vesicle coat; endosome; plasma membrane. The transcript has 12 exons. Lineage: Eukaryota; Viridiplantae; Streptophyta; Magnoliopsida; Ranunculales; Papaveraceae.
GAUAAAAUCGUUAGUCACAUUAUUUUAGCUUUAAGAAACGAAAAGUGUAAUUCCAGAUAACACAACUCUUUCCGCAAAAAGGCCCAAAUUCCAUUUUUCCUUUUUUAUUUUUUUUCAUUCUCUUUCCACAAAUUUGAAGAUCCAGCUUAUAUCAAUUCCACCAGAUCUAUACUAUAAAGCCAUGGAUUUCAUGAAAGUUCUUGAUCAAGCAGUUCGAGAAAUAAAGAGAGAGGUUAAUAUCAAAGUUCUUAAAGUUCCUGAAAUGGAACAAAAGGUUUUGGAUGCAACAAGUGAUGAACCUUGGGGUCCUCAUGGAACUGAUCUGACCGAGAUAGCACAAGCAACUAAAAAGAUUACUGAGUGCCAGAUGGUUAUGAAUGUGCUUUGGUCAAGAUUGUCAGAUAGGAACGGAAACUGGCGCUAUGUUUAUAAGGCACUGACUGUUAUCGAGUAUUUAGUGGCGAAUGGGUCUGAACGUGCACUUGAUGACAUCAUAGGACAUACUUUUGCAAUAUCAUCACUAUCAGAUUUCGAAUUUGUCGAGCCUAAUGGAAAGGACGUGGGUAUCAAUGUGAGAAAAAAGGUGGAAACUCUUACGGCUCUUUUACAUGAUAAUAACAAAAUACAAGAAGUUAGAAAUAAAGCUGCUGCAAACCGUGAUAAGUACGUUGGCCUUUCUUCAUCUGGAAUGACAUAUAAAUCAAGUUCGGCAGGAUAUGGUGGCAGCAGCUUCCAGCAAAGUGACCGAUAUGGAGGCUUUGGUAAUAAAAGAGAUGGGGAGAUGUUUAAGGAUAGUUACAGAGACAGGGACCGUCUCGGAGGAGAAGAAUCUAGCAAAAGUAGUCGUGAAAAGUCACGUAGAGGAGUUUCUGGUGAUGGUGAAGGAAAAAACUCGAAAAAGGGAUCCAUACGCCAGGGAAGGGACAAAACUGCUUUGUCGUCAUCGUCAAAGUCAAAUCAAUCUGAUGAUAAUUAUGGUGCCGUUCCUUCCCAAAGCUCAGCCACACCAAACAACGCUGAAGAUGAUUUUGAUGAUUUCGAUCCUCGAGGAACUUCCACAGCUGGAUCAGCAGCUACACAGCCUGCACCUGCAACUGUUACCGAAGUGGAUUUGUUUGGUGACUUCAUGAGUGAUCCAAUACCUACUACAGCAGAGUCCAAUGCCACAAAUAGGAAUUCUGCAGCUGACGCUGAUCUGUUUGAAGAUGCAGAUUUUGUUUCAGCCCCUCCCAAGUUAGAAGCUGGAGCAGAUUUUCCGGCUCAGACCAAUGUUGAUCUCUUUGCAGCUGCACCUUCUGUUCCUUCAUCUCUUGCUCCUCCAAUGGAUUUUUUCGCUGCUCCUGAUCCAGUCCCACCCACAGACAACAAUCCUGCAAAAUCUGAGCCAAUGAGUUCCAGUACUGUCGAUCCUUUUGCUGCAAUACCAGUUAAUAAUUUUGAUGGAGGUGACAUCUUUGGGGAUUUUACUUCCAAUACCAAUCAGCAAGCGCCUUCACAAACAGCAAAUAACUCCACCACUGAUAGCAUCCUUAACAGUCAGAGUCCUUCAGCCGAAUCUAAGCUACCGAAGAAGAAUUCGUUUCAGGUCAAGUCUGGAAUUUGGGCAGAUUCAUUGAGUCGUGGUCUCAUCGAUCUCAACAUCACAGCUCCUACUCCGGCAAAGACAAAUCUAGCAGAUAUUGGAAUUGUUGGUGGACUUGGUGACAUGUCAGAUGAGACCAAAGGAGCUCAAACUUCACAUUACAUGGGAAGAGCAAUGGGCGCUGGAUCUGGUUAUGGUAUGCCUGGCUCAGGUUAUGGCACGUCAAGUUCAGGCUCUGGUAUGUCCGGGUUUACUUCCACAGGAACUGGAAGCGUCAACGACGAUGACUUCUUCUCAAGCCUAAGCCAACCCCAAACAUACGGUAGCUUCAAGAAAUAAGUUGUUUUCUUUUUCUUUUCACCUUAUAAUUCUUUUUUUUUUGCUUCCCCAAGAAAUCACUUUCUUUUGGUGUGCUUCAAUUUCGUUUUAGUGAUACAUCAAACUAUUUACUCUGGAAGGAGAUAUAUCCAUUUAAAGCCAUGUAUAAGAUUUGUUGGUCAAAUUAUUAGUAUGUAAAACCAUAAGAGUAAACCCGAACUUCGAGGAAUCGUGUAUCCAUCAAUUGUAAUUUGUAAGUGAUUUGCUUGAGAUAUUCGAGGAAUCAACAAGAAAUAAUUUUUUUGAUAAACACAAUACACCCUUUCGA